Molecule: messenger RNA, 3005 nt
Organism: Colossoma macropomum (tambaqui)
Lineage: Eukaryota; Metazoa; Chordata; Actinopteri; Characiformes; Serrasalmidae
Gene: tmprss4a
Product: transmembrane serine protease 4a
Exons: 13
Coding region: 395-1765 (456 amino acids)
Biological process (GO): proteolysis
Cellular component (GO): membrane
Molecular function (GO): protein binding; serine-type endopeptidase activity
Source: RefSeq, a predicted model, not a curated record
GAGGGCAUACAGGUGAAAAGGGAGUGCAAAGAGGUAUCCUGUUGCAUUGGUGGAGGUUUCACGUUGGGGGCUGGGCCAGUGAAAAUAAAUCUGAGCAAACACAGGCAGUCCCAAGAAGCAAAGUGUUUGAGCUUCCGCAAACAUGUUCCAAAUGCCUUUGCGUAUCAGAUAUCCUCAGUUGUGAAGACAAAGAGACAAAGGAAAGUGGUACACAGCAAGUGAAGAGGACAAGUAAGUGAGCACAGCAGAAAAAGAGGGAGGAAAGGUACACACCUAAACAAGAAAGGAAGUAGAGAGGGGUGGAGAGUUGUACCUGUAAGCUCUCCAGUUUAGACCCCGUCUGAGGUCUUCUUUCUACUGGCAGAGUGCUGCCUCUCAUUGCAGCUACAGAACCAUGACGACUGAUACCCAGAUUGCUGAAGAGAGCCAAACACCCUUAAACCCAAAACCUCAAGUUGUGGUUAGGCCUGGCAGGCACAGAAAGCCCAUGUCUGCCACAACGCCACAGAGGGAUACUCGGGCAACAUGGAAAAGGGUGAUCACCGUCCUCUGUGUAGUGGUCAUUCUGGCCAUCCUGGCUGUGGCUGCAUACUUCAUCCAACAACUAAUUCAAAGUAAGUACUUUUUCUGCUCCAAGUCACUUAAGUUCAUUCCACUGGAACAAGCCUGCGAUGGCAAACAGGACUGCACAGAAGCAGAAGAUGAGUCUACAUGUGUGACUCGCUUCAUGGCCAACUCCACUUUUCCUAUACGAUUGUUCUCCAAUCUCUCGGUACUUCAGAUAUAUAGUGCCAGCGAAAACAAGUGGGGAAGUGUAUGUGCAGAGGGCUGGACCCAGCAACAUGCUCAGGCAGCAUGUCAGCAGCUAGGAUACACAGUCAAUCCUUCCUACACUACAGUCCAAUUGGAUGAUGUGUCAUCUGAGCUGAAGAUGGUUUUCUAUGCUGUGGCACCGUACAGUGUGCAGACAAUUCAAUCCCAGAUCUCAAACAAGAAAACAUGCAGCUAUGGUUCAGUAGUCACCCUGUCCUGCUCAGACUGUGGUCCACGGGCCCCUGAGAGUCGCAUAGUGGGAGGACAGAGUGCACUUAUUGAGAACUGGCCAUGGCAGGUCAGCCUGCAGCAGAAUGGGCAGCACACAUGUGGAGGCACCCUGGUGUCUCCAAACUGGGUCGUCACAGCAGCCCACUGCUUCACCAGUAUGGGUGAGGUGAGCAGAUGGCGUGUGAUGGCAGGCAGGACAUACUUGAGCACUCUGGGAGGAUCCAGUGUGGACAAGAUUAUUGUGAAUGACAACUACAAUGCAGCACGCAAUGACUACGACAUUGCCAUGAUGAAACUCAGCAAACCACUCACUUUUGGAGCCUCAGUGAAGCCAGUUUGUCUGCCACCUCAUAACCUUGGCCUUACAGGAGGAGCUCCUCUGGUAGUGACUGGUUGGGGCAAUCUACAGGAGAAUGGCAAGCUGUCGUCAGAUUUACAGAAAGCCAGUAUACUUCUCAUAGACCAAGUUCAGUGUUCUAAUCCUGUAGUUUAUGGUAAUAGCAUCACUUUCAGAAUGCUUUGUGCUGGCUACCUGGAUGGCAAAGUGGAUGCAUGCCAGGGGGACAGUGGUGGUCCUUUGGUGUAUUUCGAUAGGCAGUGGAUGCUGGUUGGGGUAGUGAGCUGGGGUGUGGGCUGUGCCAGACAGGGCCGGCCCGGUGUUUACACAAACAUGGAUCAGAUGCUGAACUGGGUACACUCAGUCAUGGAGCAGAAGUCUUGAGCCAAAGUAGCAGAAAUGCAUCCUUCAAGAGGACAUUGAGUCAGUCAUAGGAUAAGCUUGCACAUAACAUCACUGCCCUGGAUUGUGUGCAGUCUGGUUUUUAAUAUUCAGGACUGCCCUCAGUACGCAAUAAGGACACAACGAUUUACCUGAAUGGUUAUAUAAGUGACUCAAUGUAUUGUUCAUAACUGAAUUUGUCCAUGUUAAGUGGUGCAUUUCAUUAUGUAUCUCAGGGAUCCAUUUAAGCAGAUAGACUGCCAUGGCCUUUUUUUAACCCGAAGAAGUGUAAGACUUGAGUCUUCAGUGCCAUUUUAUGUUCUAUUUUACAGGUGUCACACUGGGUUUCUUUCAAGCCACAGCACUGUAGACUUCAUCAUCCCUCCUCAUUAAAUACACCUGAUUUAACUCAUCAGCUAAUUAGCAAAGCCUUCUUGAGUUGAAUUAAUAUUGUUAGAAGAACAAAAACACUAAUCUCUGCAGAGAGGAACCCAGUUUGAUACUCCUGCUAUUCAGUGGCUUUUGCACAUUCAUUGCACCAAAGAAUAUGUGAGCCAUGGAUGUUCAUUGGAAUAUCUCUGGUAUUGUGUCCCUAAUGUUUACUGGUGUUUUUCAUUUGCACAUCUGUGAAUUAGCAUUACUUAGUAAUGUGUAUUAAUCACUGGGUUUUGGUUAAAAAUGCAAUCUAUUUUUUGAGUAUUUGUGGUCAGGGGGGCCUAAAUGACAUUCUGGGUGAAUAAAGGUUAUGCAAAACAAAUGUAGAAAUGUAGAACUCUUACUAAAUUCAGUUCAUAGCCAAAAUGAUAAAACUAACAUCUUGACCAACACUUAAUACAUCACCAAAAAACAGAAGGGGGGCCUCAGCAAUGCAUACUGGGCAUAGCACUGUUUAUUCAUUGUAUGUUUUGUCAGAGAUGUAUUUUUGAAGGUUCUAUUGGGUUAAUAUCUGAAAGUUGGCUUACUCUUGUAAUAUUACUAAUUGUGUAGCUUUUCAUUUGUGUGUGAGGAUGGUCAUAACUGUGGUUAAACUAAAGAAGCACAACUGAUCACAUUGUGUUGACUUUCCUUUAAGGUUUGUUGAAAGUCAUGAGCAUUGCUCUGGCAGUAAACUCUCAUUUUGUAUGCAACAUUAGUGAUUCUUUAUUCCAUUGCGUUUUACUGUAAAUAAUAUAAACCUGAAAUUUAUUUGUGAUAUAAUUUAUUGAUGUAAAAACUACACAAAUAAAUCGUAAAAUUUGUAAGA